AUGGCCCCGAAGCAAGAUGUGUUCCACCUUCAUCCAUUCGGAUGGGAAAACGAUCCCGAACAAGAGACCUUUGCGUUGUCCACUUUGGAUUAUCUUUCAGCCAUGUCUUACAACAACUACGCGCUCUUCUUCAGGAUGGACGAUACCAUGAAGCCUCGGGCGGUAGAGAUUAUGAAAGAGGGUCUUGCGCGCACCAUCAGCCAGGCAAGGCAUCUGUGCUGUACGAUCGAGAAAGAUGGCACUGGAACAGGCUAUUCAUUUGUCAAGAAGAAGGAUAGCACUGUCCGUCUAUUUGUGCAAUGGCUAGACGCUCCUGAGGACGCCGACAAGUAUCCAUCCAUUGAUGACAUCGAAAAGGCAAACUUCAGCGCAGUGUCCCUAGGCGAUCUCAAGCUCUGGAGUGUCGAGCCAAUGACAUACGGCGAGAAGCCGGAAGCCAAGCCCAGUGCUAACCCUAUCGUAUCUGCUUUCAAGAUGAACUUUGUGAGAGGCGGAAUGGUCUUCAACAUGCAUCACCACCACUACUCUAAUGAUGCUAUGGGCUGGGUUGGCUACACGCGGCAGUUGGCUGAGAACUGCUUCGCCGCAUUCAACAAUAGCAUCUUUCCCACCUGGGAUCCCAAGAACCAGGAUCUUUCUCUUCUGAUAAAGAAAGAGCCUCUCGAGGAUCAAAAAGUGGAUGGACCCCCAGCACCGGAACGUCAUCCGGGCCAUGUCCAGGGUGUAGCCUUGCUGUUCCAUCUGCCUAAAAGCAAGGCGGCUGAGCUGAAGAAGCUAGCGUCUCCCACGGAUGGAACAUGGAUCUCUACUUAUGACGCUUUCACAGCCUUUAUAUGGCGUUCUAUUACGCGCGUCCGAGCUCCUGUAUUCAACCCUAACCCGGCCUCAAAGAUCUUCUUUUGUGAAGGGGUCGAUAUGCGACGACGUUUCCACAGUCCAGCGGUCCCUCCACGCAUUCGUGGCAAUGUGAUGUUUGCAGCUCUGUCUAUUACUGCCCCUGUGGAGCAGCCAACCGUGGCCGAGCUCAUUUCAGAGUGGCCCUUGUCUCGAGUGGCUCAGUACGUACGGCAGAUGACGGAGAGCGUCACUCAAGAUGGCGUGAACAAGACGCUAGAAAUGGUAGCAACUAUUCGUGACAAGACUUCUCUCAACAUCCGAAUAGACUCUUUGCCGCCCAUGUCAGUGCUCUUCACAGACCACCGUGAUGCUUAUAUGGCAUCCACCGACUUUGGCUUCGCUAAGCCUAUUACUCAUCGCCAUCUCACAGAUCGCAUUACUGAGGGUGUCAUUAUCGUUUACCCACCUCGUAGCCUCGAUCCAGAAUCAGACGAGGGCCCAGAGUUUUCUUUCUUUUAUGAGAAGAGGCUAGCGCAGACUUUGAUUGAAGAUCCCGAAUUUGGCAAGUAUUUUGAAUAUAGGGGUGUUGAUGCAGAGGAUGCUUCUGCUGAAGCCUCUAAUUAG
Messenger RNA from Trichoderma asperellum CBS 433.97, 1461 nucleotides. RefSeq lists its product as uncharacterized. The record is from RefSeq and is a predicted model, not a curated record. NCBI's taxonomy places the organism in Eukaryota, Fungi, Ascomycota, Sordariomycetes, Hypocreales, Hypocreaceae. Gene Ontology annotation, molecular function: acyltransferase activity, transferring groups other than amino-acyl groups.